Messenger RNA from Linum tenue, 594 nucleotides. NCBI's taxonomy places the organism in Eukaryota, Viridiplantae, Streptophyta, Magnoliopsida, Malpighiales, Linaceae. The record is from the annotation of a GenBank genome assembly.
AUGGCGGCCGGCUGGAACGCCAAAUUCACAGUGGAGACAUGGUCCCGCGGCGGGCCGGUGGCGACCAGCAUCGGCCUCGCCGUCGCCAGCCGUCACUCCGGCGGGCGGCACGUGUGCGUGGUCUCCGACGAGAAUUCCAGAUCGGAGUAUUUGCAAGCACUGCGUCAGGGUGGCGGUGGGAAUUCGAUUAAUAUUCUUCCGGCGGCCAAUCAGGUGGUGGUGGGGGAACCGGAAGAGGUGAUGCAAGGGAUGGAGGGGAUCGAUUUCCUUGUGGUAGAUUCGCGGCGGAAGGACUUCGCCAGGGUGCUGAGAGCGGCCAAGCUCAGCGGCAGGGGAGCGGUGCUGGUGUGUAAGAACGCUAGUUCGAAGCAGGCGACGAGCUUUCGGUGGCGGAGCGUUCUGGAUGGCGGGUCGACCAGGCGGUUGGUCCGGUCGGUUUAUCUUCCUGUUGGGAAAGGGCUGGAUAUUGCACACGUGGCAACUAGCGGUGCGGCGAGCAGUACCGCCGGCGGCGGGCAGAGUAAAAGCAGCCAGAGCAGGUGGAUCAAACAUGUUGAUCGAGAGUCGGGGGAGGUUCAUGUUAUCAGAAAGUGA